AUGAUAAGAGGAGCAAGGAGGAUACUCAAAACACAAACCAAGGAGGACAUAGAAGAGGUUGAGAGGGUGAGGGAAGAAAGGAGAACCAAAAGAAGGAAUGAUCCUCUCAGCAGUGAGAGCGAAGCAGGAGAGUUUGAAAUUGGGGUGAACAUCCCACAUGAGGAGAAUGAUGACUCCCCAAGUGAAGAAGAGGGUGAAGAGAUCAAUCAAGAGAUUGAGGAGAGUGAGCAUGAGGGCAAUGAGAAUGUGCCCAUGGAAGAGGAGGAGUCAAGUGAAGAAGAGGAUGAGCUCCCCAUGUACCAAGAGCACUAUGAUGCUCUUUCUCCAUGGACUUCAUGGACACCAAGUACCCACAUGUUGACACCAUGA
Molecule: messenger RNA, 369 nt
Organism: Microthlaspi erraticum
Lineage: Eukaryota; Viridiplantae; Streptophyta; Magnoliopsida; Brassicales; Brassicaceae
Source: the annotation of a GenBank genome assembly